Molecule: messenger RNA, 3205 nt
Organism: Nelumbo nucifera (sacred lotus)
Lineage: Eukaryota; Viridiplantae; Streptophyta; Magnoliopsida; Proteales; Nelumbonaceae
Product: Tetratricopeptide repeat (TPR)-like superfamily protein
Molecular function (GO): protein binding
Source: RefSeq, a predicted model, not a curated record
UAAUAAAUUUUGAUGGGGCAAUAUCCUUCGAUCGAGCCGGCACAGGUUUGAUGGCGAGAGAUCGGAAUGGUGCUUUGAUCAUUGCGCGAUAUGUGGCUCUUUGUGCUUUCCGGUGGAAGCUGAAGCAUUAGCUUUAAAAGAAGCUUUGAAGUUAGCCUUGGAUUUCCAUUUUCACCACGUCAUGUUGAGGGGAGAUGCAAUUACAGUGGUUAAAUCCCUGGUGGAGACCUCCCAUGCUACUCCUUGGUGAAUCUUAAAUUGCAUCACUGAUUGCACGGCCCUAGUUGAAAGAAUCCUUCACUGCUCAGUCCAAUUCAUUAACCGUUAAGUAACCAGGUGGCCCAUUUGUUGAUCAGGCAUGCUAAACUUCCCGCCAAAACAAUGAGAAAUGGUUGCUUUCACUCCAGGCUGCAACUUAUUCUUAAGUGCUUUGAACGUUGCUCUAUGGAACUCCAGCAUUAGAUUAUCUGUAAACGAAGGAUGCAGCCACAAAGCCCUCUUCCUCUUCCGCCAAAUGAAGCAGUUGGGCUUGGAACCCGACAAAUUAACCUUUCCCUUGAUAGCAAAAGCCUGCGGGAAGCUCUCGAACCUCCUAUACUGCCAAAUAAUCCAUACCCAUGUUGUGAAACUCCCGCUCUGGUCUGAUAAGUUCGUGCAAACAGCCAUGGCGGAUAUGUAUAUCAAAUGUGGUCGCUUAGAGUUUGCAAACAUACUGUUUGAGAGGAUGCCUGAGAAGGAUGUCACUUCUUGGAAUGCAAUGAUCAUGGGGUUUUCUCAAUCAAGUAUUGAGAGAGUUUUGGAUCUUUUUCGUGAAAUGAAGCUCGCUGGGUUUAAGCCUGACUCGGUGACACUCAUAGGCUUGAUUCAAUCAAGUUCCAAUAUGAAGAAUUUGAAUAUGGCAAGAGCCAUGCAUUGCUCUGGGAUUCAAGUUGGGGUUGCAGACGAUGUUUCUGUAGCCAACACGUUGAUUUCUGCGUAUGCUAAGUGCCAUGACCUGAGCUCAGCAAGGGUGGUAUUUGACGCAACUCCUAUGGCUGUGAGAACUGUAGUGUCAUGGAAUUCCAUGAUUGCAGGGUAUUCCCACUUAGAGAGAACUUUUGAGGCCAUUAGCAUCUACAAAUCUAUGUGCCAAUAUGGUGUUAGGCCAGAUGUAAGCACCAUUGUUAGCUUGCUUUCAUCAUGUGCUCACCCUGAAGUGCUCUUACAGGGUAAGCUGAUCCAUUCACAUGGUGUCCACACAGGGUGUUCUUUGGAUAUUUCUGUUAUUAACACCCUCAUUUCUAUGUAUUCUAAGUGUGGAGAUAUCAUCUCUGCACGUAACUUAUUCAACAGAAUGUCCGAGAGAACUUGUGUUUCAUGGACGGCCAUGAUCAGUGGGUAUGCCGAGAAAGGGGAUUUGGAUGAAGCAAUGAAUUUGUUUCAUGCCAUGGAAUCAGCUGGUGAGUCGCCUGAUUUGGUUACUAUGGUUGCUUUGCUGUCCGCUUGUGGUCAAACAGGAGCACUAGAGCUUGGAAGAUGGAUUAAUAAGUAUUCUAUUUCAAAAGGAUUAAUGCAGAAUGUAAUGGUUUAUAAUGCAUUGAUAGACAUGUAUGUGAAAUGCGGAAGUACAAAGAGUGCCCGUGAAAUCUUUGACAUGAUGCCUGAGAGAACAACUGUAUCUUGGACAACUAUGAUUGCUGGGUAUGCACUGAAUGGAGAAUCCAAAGAAGCUUUAAGUGUUUUCUCUCAGAUGGUUGAAUCAGGUUUUAGACCAAACCAUUUAACUUUUCUUGCCAUCCUUCAAGCUUGUACUCAUGCAGGUUUCCUUGAGAAGGGAUGGGAGCAUUUCACUUUGAUGACUGAAGUAUAUAAAAUAAGCCCUAGACUAGAACACUAUGCCUGCAUGGCUGAUCUUCUUGGAAGGAUGGGAAAGUUAAAAGAAGCAUUGGAGUUCAUCCAUAACAUGCCUGUAAAACCUGAUGCUGGUGUAUGGGGUGCUUUGCUUGGUGCCUGCAAGAUCCAUCGAGACCUAGAAACUGCUGAGUAUGUUGCCAAUCAUCUUUUUGAACUUGAGCCCCAUGCUGCAGUUUCAUAUGUGGCAAUGGCUAACAUCUAUGCAGCUGAAGAGAGGUGGGAUGGUGUGGUAAAGAUACGGGCAAUGAUGAAAUGCAACAGAGUGAAGAAAUCAGCAGGUUGUAGCCUUGUUCAAGUGAAUGGAAAGAUUCAUACAUUCACAGUUGAAGACAGGUGCCACCCUGAAGACUUACUUAUAUAUGAAGUGUUAGAUGGUUUAGCUUUGCAGUUGAGAGAAUUAGAUUGAGCCCUCAACACUAAAAUCAAACUUCAGGGAUCAUUAUAGUACAUGAGUUGUAAGCCUGUCAAUGAUACCCAAAACUCUGUGGCUUGAUCUGACAUCCGAUUUGAUUAUCUCAGAUUUGGAUGUACCCCGAUACGAUACGAGAGACAGAGACAGAAUCCAAUUGGGAUGGAACUCAUAUGCAUUGUUCAUACACCCAAUCAUAUUUUGGAUCAAAAUUGGAUGCUAUUAAUCCUUUAUCAGAUCGACCUCGGAUUUAGGUGAAUCCAAUCUGAAUGCCUAAUGAGUUGUUGAGUUAUAUAGUAAAAUUACCAGAUUUGAUGACGGCUUUGAUGAAAGUGUCUUAAUUAAUCACACAUUUUGGCAUGUUCAGAAAAUGAUCGAAGUUCCAAAUCUUACACUCACUGGGCAUCCGAUAAAUCCCAAGAACAAAUUGGAGUCACAUUUUGUGACCCAUUUGCUUUUGUUAUGAAAAUGUUGAUAAGGAAACCCAUGGAGGGAUUAACUUUAGCUUGGUCUAUAAAAUGGUCAGGCAAACAGAAUGGAAUGGCAAAACAAGAGCCAUGUAGUGAACCCCAUAGAGUUGGAACAAGGUUUAUGUUAUGAUGAUGAUUAUGGAGGUGUUUGGUACAGUGGCAUUGCAUUGUCAUUGCAUUUUGGGUUGUUCUAUAUAAAUGCAAAUUCUUUCUUCAGUAAGCUCCUUCUCAUGUUGCUAUUCUUACUGUAUUUCCUACAUCCCCAGAUUCUCCUUUUGUUCUUCUCAUUCUCUUGUUGUUUCUUCUGUCAAGGGCUCAAAUUCAAAUCCGCUUAUUGUCGAUUAUCUGAUUGACACCCUUGGGUUCUCCAAAGCCCAUGCCCUUUCAGCUUCACAUUAUUUGCAUCGGGUAAAAAACCUAGAAAAGCCCCUGC